ACGUGGUUUAUAAAAAUACGGAUGGGCUCGAGGGGUUUGUGGUAGACUGUCAGUGGAGUCAACGUUGUUAAUCAGUUAUUCCGCGCUGUAGUUUAAACGUUGAUUUGGAGUCAGUGUUUAACAGGCGAACUUUGGUUGUCAGCACAGUGUCGGUGUGAGAGACACGGAGGAGGGGCGCUGAUUAAAAUAAGCUUAGCUGGGUAACGGCGGCUUUCAGGAGUAAAGUGUCACCGCUUUCACCAGCGCUCCGAGCAGGGGACGAAGAGAGCUUCUCCACGGCCAUGGCUGCCCUCGGUAACUCGGGCGCCACCUCCAGUCCUAUGGUGAUACUGGCCCCUAAGACCAAAACGAAGAAGAAACACUUCGUGCAGCAGAAGGUGAAAGUGUUUCGGGCCAGCGACCCGGUCCAGAGCGUCUUUAUGUGGGGCGUCAACCACUCGAUCAAUGAUCUCAACCAGGUGCCCGCUCCUGUCAUGCUUCUGCCUGAUGAUUUCAAGGCCAACACCAAGAUCAAAGUUAACAACCACCUCUUCAACAAAGAAAACCUUCCGGGACAUUUCAAGUUUAAAGAAUACUGUCCUCAGGUCUUCCGAAAUCUAAGGGAAAGGUUUGGUAUUGAGGAUCUGGAUUAUCAGGUGUCACUUACUCGCAGCCCCCCACUGAGGAGUGUAAACGACCAGGGAGAGGGUCUGCUCCUCAACUCCUAUGACCGAACUCUAAUCAUCAAGCAAAUCUCCAGUGAGGAUGUUGCAGACAUGCACAGCAUUCUUUCUGAAUAUCACCAGCACAUAGUGAAGUGUCACGGCAGCACGCUGCUGCCACAGUUCCUGGGUAUGUACCGGGUGAGCGUGGACAAUGAGGAGACCUACUUAAUCGUAAUGAGGAACAUGUUUAGCCACAGACUGGUGGUACACAGGAAGUAUGACCUGAAGGGCUCUCUGGUGGAUCGUGAAGCAAGUGACAAAGAAAGGGGCAAAGAGCUUCCUACCUUCAAGGACAUGGACUUCAGGAACAACAUGCAGAAAGUUUAUGUGACUGAGGAGCAGAAGGAGAAGUUCAUGGAGAAACUAAACAGAGAUGUGGAGUUUCUGGUGAAGCUGAAGAUCAUGGACUACAGUCUGCUGCUCGGUAUCCACGAUGUGGGCCGAGCUGAACGGGAAGAGGAGGAGGGUGAAGUGGUUUCCAACGAGGAAGAACAGGAAGCAGAGAACGGCAUGGCUGUAGGCCCGACAGUGGGAUCUUACGGCACCUCUCCAGAGGGAAUUGCUGGAUACAUGUCAUGCUGCAAACCUCUGGGGCCUGGAGAGUUUGACCCCUAUGUGGAUGUGUAUGCGAUGAAGAGCUGCGCAGGGGCACCUCAAAGGGAGGUCUAUUUCAUGGGUCUGAUUGAUGUACUUACUCAGUACGACACCAAGAAGAAAGCUGCUCAUGCAGCAAAAACUGUCAAACACGGGGCUGGUGCUGAAAUCUCCACAGUCCAUCCAGAGCAGUAUGCCAAACGAUUUCGUGACUUCAUUUCAAACAGUUUUGCGUGAUGCUGCCACAAAUCUGAUCCGACUGUGAGCUAAAUAGUCAAUCUUGUCAUUGACCAAAAAAAAAAAACGUGUGCACACACAGGUUAUUUAAAUUUGAUCUGAGGUGUGUAUGCAAAUUUGCGUUGCAGCAAUAUAAUGUACUACUUCUGAUGCAUAUAUUUAUUUUUAAGAUUGAAGAUUCAUUUCUUAUAUACAUAUUAAGCACUAAUUGCUGAUAUUACUCUGAAGCAAUAGGAUACUUGGCAACAAAGUGCUGUUGAUCAGUGUUCAUUCUGUUCGGCCACAUCAGUUAUGGUUCAAAUGUCGUUGUGUUUCUUAUCUUUCUUAUCUCUUUGCUCAGGUCCUCCAGAUUUGAACUAAACUUAAAUGAAACAUUUGGAAAUGCAGCUUGUUAUUCAAUCUGCUCUUGAGAGUUAGCUGAGAAGAUUGAUACACAGUACAUGUAUAUUCCUGUUAACUACAUCCAACCAGGACAGUAUGAACUUAGUUUAGCAAAAAACUCUGGAAACUGCUAGCAUGGGUGCUGAUUUCAUCUGUCGAUUUAUUUUUUUCCUCAAUCUGAUUAGUCGUUCAGUCCAUAAAAUGUCACAAAAUGUUGAAAAAUGUAGAUGAUGAUGUUCUCAAAUGUCACAAAAUGACUCGGUUGUAAUGAUAUAUAUCUUUGUUAUAUGGAGCAACAAACCAGAAAAUGUUGAAAUCAGAGCUUGUUUUAAUUAUUUAACAAUAAUAAUAAUAAUAAAAAAGACAUUCAAAACGAUAAGUUAAUUCAUUAGCAAAAUAGUUGGUGAUUAAUUGAAUAAUCGGUUACUACUUGAUUAAUCGUUGCAGCCCUGGUACAAAUAUUCACUGGAUAUUUUGACCCAGCGAUUGUUGACUGGCAUGUUUGCUUGAAAUGCCCAUCCUCAACUCGGAGUCAUUUUUUACAUUUCAGUUUUUGUACUGAUUACAUAAAUAAUAUAUAACAUGUUGAGUGAAUAUUAAAGGUGGCGGGCUGUAUCCGCCUGUUUCCAGUCUUUAUGCUAAACUAACCAUAUGCUGUCUUCUGAAAUAAUGAGAUGAGGCUGAUAUCAAUGAGUUUGCUAUGUCGUGGAGAGUCAUUAUUUUCUCCCACGCAUUCUUCUUCUAGGCACUACUGGAGUGGGAUUAAUUUUACAUGGGGAGGUGUAAUGAUGUAAUUUUACCGCAGGACAUGUAAUAUAAAUGGCCAAUUCGCAUGGUAUAAGAAAUCUUAGUAAAACUACCACAAUUGGGAGGGGGAAAUUGGCCCGUCUGUCCCAGGAGCCCUUUACUGUGCCCAGUCGCAGUCACUGUUACGACUGGUGAUACCCCCAGACAAGACGCAUGUUCUGUCACCCUGUCCAAUAACCCAGGUCACCAACAAGGGCCCUGACAUGGGAGGGUGAACCCUGUAAUCCCUCAACUCUGCGGUUCUCUGGCGACAUCUACGCAAAACAACUUCACCCAGAAUUCACCUCCUGUCGUCAUGUGCAUACUUUUCUGCUUCCUGAUAUCACAAGUGCAAACACACAUCAACAUAGCGUCCCCAUGCUUGAACAUCUGUAGAAAACUUACUUAUAAACAGGAGAUGACUGAAGAAUAUUUACACACAUAUUUACUGCUGGUCUAUCAUGCAGGAUUAGUAUUACCUGGGAUUAUUUUUCCGGACCUUUUUCUUACCCCAGGUAAAAGUUGCCGUAAUCUUUACUGACAUAGUCUGGUAAUGAUUACUGACAUGGCACUUUAGGACGGGACUAAAAUCAUUGAGAAGCUCUAGGAGUAAGUACUUUACCCCAAAUCCUGUCUGUAUAGGGCUUCAGUCAAAUGAUGCAUGUUGUGUAGGUAGCUACACCUCUAUAACCUUGAGCCACACCCACAAAUGAAGAGUAUUGGGCUGCAGAAGUGUGGUGAACUCACUGUGUCCUCAUUCAACAAGCCUUUUUUAUACAAUUAUAUAUCAAAUCUCUGCACUCUCUUUGGUGGCUGAUGCAUCACUACACCUUCAAAUGUAGCUCGUCCACAAACACUUGCACUCUGACAACAUGCGUUAUUUUCUAGUGUAACCCUGAUGUUACUAAUAAAAUGCCAACACUUUCUUUUAGUGGUAGAAUAAUUUGUAAUGGAGAAGGGUAGACUAGAGAAAGUGUACUUAUCUAGUAUGUUUUUAUUUAUCUACAGAAGUAGGCCAAUGUUUAGUGCCAAAUGUAAGAGAUAAAAGCAGGGUUUGCACUUGGAACACAGUUAAAUGAACUCUGGUGACAGAGCAGUGAAUAAAAAAACAAAAACAUUUGAAUGGACCAAGUGCUGUUUUCCACCAAAGUUUCAACUUUCUAAGAAAAUGUGCAAAAUGGCCUUGUCAAAGAGUGAAUGUGUGAUGUUUAAAUAGAAAGCAUAUCUGCUACAGAGACUGGUCGAUGAACUAAAAGUCCAAGCGUGCCACAUGCCGAUGUGUAAUUUGACUUCAAAACAUUUCUGAAAAUCAGCUCACUCGUCAUUCUACCCUCUACUUAACACCGCAUAGUUAUAUGUAAGAUUUUGGGGAAUGUGUGCUAAUGUGAAUCACUGACAUAGGGUAAGAUUAAGAGAGAAAAAAAAACAUGGCAAUAUAACUAGGAGCUGUUGUCUGUGUGUAAUGAUUUUGUGAUUACAGGGUAUUUUGUUUAAGUAAACAUUAACGCUACAUUUCACUUGUUAGUGCAGACGGCGCUAACACGGAGAGAUGACAUUUUCUUAACACUGUCACGGCAACAAGGAUAACGGUCUCACUGUGCAUUAUGACUCCUCUACUACAUGAUUGCACAAGUUGAACUUUUGCAAAUCAGCUUUUGGACCAAAAUAUAUUUUAUGAAGAAUUUC
Messenger RNA from Solea senegalensis (Senegalese sole), 4388 nucleotides. It is a transcript of the gene pip4k2ca, whose product is annotated as phosphatidylinositol-5-phosphate 4-kinase, type II, gamma a. Gene Ontology annotation, molecular function: phosphatidylinositol kinase activity. The record is from RefSeq and is a predicted model, not a curated record. The coding region runs from base 282 to 1535 and encodes 417 amino acids. Gene Ontology annotation, biological process: phosphatidylinositol metabolic process. Lineage: Eukaryota; Metazoa; Chordata; Actinopteri; Pleuronectiformes; Soleidae. The transcript is spliced from 10 exons.